AUCUUAUCUAUCAGAAUUAGACCAUCACAUCGAAAAACAUUUUUAAUCUCUUUGAUUCUUGAGCUCAGUCAAACCUUACCACGUCAAGUCUACGACGUUAAAUGGGUAGUGCUUGUUUCUUUGCUAAACUCUCGUAAGAAUAGCCGUGUUUCGAUUUCCUCCGGAACACAGUGUUUAUUCUGUGUUUAGUCACACCGCGUCAAAAAUGUUAUACAGGGUUACUUCCGGUUUAUCGUUGUUUACCUUUGUUUACCAACAGUCGACACUUCGUGUAGGCCUAAUAAGGUGCAGAUAGCCUUAAUUUUGUCGAUCAUCAUGAAAUUGAAAUACACAUGUAAUAGUUUGGGGUGUAUGCAGUACAUAUUUGUUUAUGAGCGUUUGAUAAGCUACUAUUAAUCUACGGAAUACAAUGAAAGACUUCGUCAAGAACAGAAGAAGACGAUGUUGUCGUGUAACUCGCACAAGGCCCAGCUGUCUAGUAACCGGAGGGGGGAAGGAAAAGAACGUAUUAGACUCAGUGAAACCUGUCAAACAGAUAAUGAUACCGGUGUCAGGAACCUAUCGAAGACUGUGAGAGUCCACUGCGUUAUCUUUACUAGUGACUACCUCGGACUUCGCCAAUCCAUCGCGGUGGCCAACACGUGGUCCAAGAGGUGCACCUCCGCCAUCUUUGUCGGAAGAAAGCAUAAGCAACCUUUCAUUUUCCCUACGCUACGAACCAAUAUCUCCUUCUACCAAUCAAUCGAAUAUGCCAGAAACGUUUUUAACUACGCAAUAUCGGAUGCAUUGAAAAGAUACACAGACAAAAAUGACUGGUUUUUGUUUGCCACAGAUGAUACUUUUGUCAUUUUGGAAAAUUUACGACACUUUCUUUCCAAGCAGAGUUCAUCGGAGCCUAUAUAUGCUGGUACAAUUUCGAAAACAGUCCAAGGACGCACUUGGUCGUUCCAAAGUGGAACUCUUUUGUUUAGUAAGGCAUCUGUUGAAAAAUUGAGACAUAAUUCAAAAUUUUUAUGUAAGACCAACGAUGCGAAUGAUUUCAGCAAGAAUUUGUGCCUUACGGAAGCUGGGUUGGUAGAUAGAACACCAAUAGACAAAGACGGCGGGUCGUUAAUGAAUAAUCUGCCGCUUAAGGUUUCCUUCAAGCUUAAUAUUACCGCGGGGGUCAAUGUGCAGAUACGGCCAAAUCCAUACAUAAACUCCUUUCGCUUUCUAAUUACUCACGAUAUUUAUGCACAUGAAGUCUUCGUGUAUCAUAUAAGGGCAUAUGGAAUUAGAAAAUUAUAUACAUGAUUUGUGCAUUUUACGAAAAAUAUAAUCAGCAUACUGCGCAAUAUUAGCCAUUUUCAUUUAACUCCAUUAAUCAUACAGAUUGCACAUAAGUGUUGAUAACUUUUUGUGUGUGUAUCUAUAGACAUGUAUGUGUGUGUAUAUGUACCUGUGUAUACCUGAUCAAAAGAAAGGGCUCACAGCGGGUGUGACCGGUCGACAGUGGAUGCUUACUCCUCCUAGGCACCUGGUCCCACCUCUGGUAUAUCCAGGGGUUUGUGUUUACCCAACUCUCUAUUUUGUAUUGUUAUAGGAGUCAUGAGAUUGAUCUCUGUUGUGUGUGUGUGUUCAUGUUUAUGUAUUGACUGUACUUAACAGAGCGGAUUUUAUAUGUUCUACAGCACCGUUUCUAGUCGCUUUUUGCUGUUGAUACAUGCAAAUGUUCAUGUUGUGAAUUCUUAUUACUUAUGGCAUUUUCGACAUAUACGUGUUGCGGUAGUAUAUUGCUUUAAGCAAAAGUGGACGCAUUAAUGUCCUCAAGCACCAACUCUUGUUGCUCCUUGUUGCUAUCUAUCUGUACAGUGAUGGUUGUGCAUGAAUUUAUUUACUUAAGACUUAUAUUAUAUCUUUAUCAGUAUGUAUUGUACCUUAACAUAUUAGUUUGAGCAAAUUUGAGCACGAAUUCUAGUAGCGCUGUCCAUCAUAUCCCGUAAGCCGUGUUCAUCAUUUAAAGGGACUGAUUCACGAUUUUCCUCCAAAUUUUGUUUUUCACUUUAAAUGAUCAAAAUCUACAGUCUAAUAUGUUUAGAAGGUUUCACACAAAAAUUAAGGUUAUUCAUCAUGACAGAAGCUCAUUAUAGAGAGUUUAUUAUUUGUUUUGAAAACAAAGAUUGAGAUGUGUUAUUGUUUACGGUUUUUUUUUUAAAUAAAUGGAUUUUGAUCCAAGUUUUUUUUAUAUAUAUCACAUCUCAAGUAUACUUUGGGUAAAAUGUGUCAUUUAAAAGUUAAAAUUUUGAUUGUACAAAAUGAAGAUGCUUUAAAUUACAAAAUUAACGUUUCACUGGUUUGUUUGUUUACAUUAAAAGACUCGAGUCUUUGUUUACAUAACAAAGAAUCAAAGCUGAAAUAUUGCUCUUAUCCUUGCAUUCAGACGGUCCAAAUUUUGGUUGUCAACAUUAAAUGAGCAAUAUUUUUCAUUUUUAACAUCAAAGUUGAAAAUCAUUUCUUUCGAAAAACGUGAAGCAGUCCCUUUAAAGACUCAAAUGUUAUAAACAUAGACAAUUUAUACUAAGUUUAAACAACAAAUCAUACAAUAUUUUAUGUUAAUUGUGGAAUCUAGUCAUCAUGCUAUAUUGUAACACAAUCUGAACAAGACUUUAUUCUGUCUGUUGUCAUGCUAUAGAUGUUUGUAGAUACAUAUGUAUAUGUAAUCAUAAGUGUUGUAUGUCAUGCCCUGCGAGGCCCUAAUUUGGAAAUAAAUAAUUCUAUUCUAUCUUA
Molecule: messenger RNA, 2766 nt
Organism: Ostrea edulis (European flat oyster)
Lineage: Eukaryota; Metazoa; Mollusca; Bivalvia; Ostreida; Ostreidae
Product: glycoprotein-N-acetylgalactosamine 3-beta-galactosyltransferase 1-like
Exons: 3
Coding region: 442-1293 (283 amino acids)
Molecular function (GO): N-acetylgalactosaminide beta-1,3-galactosyltransferase activity
Source: RefSeq, a predicted model, not a curated record